Messenger RNA from Hemibagrus wyckioides, 2434 nucleotides. Its product is annotated as cytochrome b5. Lineage: Eukaryota; Metazoa; Chordata; Actinopteri; Siluriformes; Bagridae. The coding region runs from base 151 to 609 and encodes 152 amino acids. The transcript has 5 exons. Gene Ontology annotation, cellular component: membrane; intracellular membrane-bounded organelle. Gene Ontology annotation, molecular function: heme binding. The record is from RefSeq and is a predicted model, not a curated record.
GCUUCGUUGUGAAGCGAUUGAAGCCAGACAGCUGAGUUAGCCGUGUUGUAGGGAGAACGUUAGCAGGCGUCGGUUCGGUUAAAAUAAAAAAAGUGACGGGUGUCUGAGAGUCGGAACCGGAACCGGAGUUAGCCUUAGCCAGCCACCAGCAUGGAGGAAGAAAUGGAAAACAAAACAAAUUCGAAGACGGAGAAUGAGAAGCAUUUACCUAAGGAGGAGGGCGAUGUGAAAUAUUACUCGUGCGAGGAGGUUCAAGCUCACAACACCAGCAAAGACGCGUGGCUGAUUAUCCACGACAAAGUUUACGAUAUCACGACUUUUCUCGAAGAGCAUCCCGGCGGUGAAGAAGUGCUCCUGGAGCAGGCAGGUUCGGACGCGACGGAGAGCUUCGAGGACGUCGGCCAUUCCACAGACGCCAGACAGAUGCUCCAGCAGUACUACAUCGGAGAGCUGCACGAGUGUGAGAGAAAGAAAGAGGCUAAAAAGGAAGUUUAUAUCACAACUUCAAAAGAGUCCAGUUCAUGGAGCACCUGGCUGAUUCCUGCCAUAGCCGUGGCUGUUGUAGGCUUCAUGUAUCGAUAUUACAUGUUGGAGCACAAAUCAUCUUGAGCACUACCCAGCAGCUCCUGGAUUCCCGAAACCGUCUGGUACAAGACAGCAGAGCGGUACCUGAUCCGGUUUUGGAUCAGGAUCCAGGCUAGCGCAACAUUUUCUCUCUCUUUCAUCCAGAGGCCUUGGACUUCUCUCUCUCUCUCCCCCUACAUACACACACACACACACAUCACUGUCCUUCUUAUGCCAUCGACUUUCCCGGGAAUACGUGGAGUCACAGAAUUACUCUUUCUUUCCAUGUCUCUUUUUUUUUUUCCUGUCUUUCUCUGUGUGUAUUAGGAGAAGGAUUAGUGCAGGAUGAGGUCAGAACCGGGCCUCGUUUUGGACCGACUCCUUUUGAGACUCGCCGCCUUGACAGUUCAAAUGCAGCACCGAAUAGGAACGUGUUGUACAUGGAGGUCUGUGUGUGUCUGUGUGUGUCUGUGUGUGUGUGUCACCUUCUGGUCCUCAUUUCCGUCCUCUCUUGCUCUGACUGAACAUUGGCAUUAUGCAGAGGGAUUUCAGGAUUAUCCCGUAUCAACAUGUGACUAUUCUUUCUAUCUUUCCCAGUCCCAGUUUAAGAUUGUCCUUGAACUGGCUGAAGGCUACACAAUCAUAACUAGUUAAAAAAAACCUUUACAUUAAGCUUCCCUUAUAAACGUACACUAUUUACUGCAUUAGUGAACUGACGUUAUUUUACCCGUUUAUGCCUUCUAGUUCACUUUCUGAUGAAUAAAAAUGCCCUUUAUUUCUAUAGGCAUGCAGCCUUUAAUGUCAAUUUUUCUUUUUUCUCAAUGCACAAAUGCGAUCUCGGUAGUUUUAAGUGUAUAGGGUUGUUCUUCUGUUCAGGGGCGCCACAGAGGAUCAUUUGGUUCUCAUGUUCCGAUUUGGCACAGGUUUUUACACCGGAUACCCUUCCUGACGCAACCCUCCCAUUUUAUCCAGACUUGGGACCGGCACUGAGAGUUAACUCUUCAGUUUAUGGGAUAGCUCCCUACACGGGAAUCGAACCUGGGUGUUUUAAGUGCAUAGGGUUAUUUUAUUAAAAGUUAAAUCAAUAGAGAUGUGUGGAAUCCUGAUAUUUAUAGUCGUCAAAUUUCCCUCUGCAACAAAGACGCACUUUAAACAAUUCUACACUGUAGUUGUGCGACACUGUCACCAUACUAGAUCUCGGAUGCCUUUUAAUCAAUUUGUGACUUGGUCGAUAUCACAAAAAAAAGUGUAUCGUGAUCUAAUUCAUCACGAUAUCAGUGUUCUAUUAUCCGAUCGCCCAGCCCUGUGACUGUACACUUAAUAAUCAGUAUAUUAUUGAGCGGAUCUUCCAUCUCCUGAACAUCAGCAUUAACGCACCAUCAGGAACACGGGUUAGGGUUGACCUGAUUUAAUACUUAUUAUUUCAUAAUGUAUAUUUUUUUAAAAAAUGACUUAAUAGGCACCAGCGUGUGACAAAACUUUCUAGGCGUCACACAAAAAUUCUGACCUUUCAUUUUAGCCAGUGCCUGUGUUCCAGUGAUUCAGGAGCGUCCAGCUUUUCUCUAGAAAUCCUUCUCCAAUUUCUACUUUAUGCCUCUCAUGGAUUUAGACUUCAGGAAUUCUAAAUCUAGGGAGAAAAGCCCUUAUUUUUUAUAUACGACAUCAGCUAUAUAUGGUCAAAAUGACAAUAAAAGUCUCUUGACUUGAUUUAACCCUUUCAUCUAUUAUUUAUAUAUACGCAUAUCCAAAUCACUUAGUCAUUUUUCCACCCACUCUCUCUUUAUUUUUUUUUUUAACUAAAAAUGACAUGAUAUAUGAUUUUAGAUUUUGUCUAAAUGGGAUGUCCAAAAAUACACACGUCUCUCAGAGC